Molecule: messenger RNA, 1386 nt
Organism: Sitodiplosis mosellana (orange wheat blossom midge)
Lineage: Eukaryota; Metazoa; Arthropoda; Insecta; Diptera; Cecidomyiidae
Product: helicase MOV-10-like
Exons: 7
Coding region: 355-993 (212 amino acids)
Molecular function (GO): helicase activity
Source: RefSeq, a predicted model, not a curated record
UGGAUUAACACUCACAAUUUAUUCGAUCAUUUGAUAAAUAACUCGAAAUAUAAUCACUUUUCUAAUGAAACCGACGAGCUAUUCUAUGAGAGAAGCUAUACGUUUAGUGGUCAAUUGGCUGCGAAAUUAAACGAGGAACAACGUGCGGCGGCCAUAAAUAUAAUCAAAGCAAAGAAUGGUUCACUGCCGUAUAUAUUAUUCGGACCGGCUGGCACAGGAAAAACUGGGACUCUAUGUGCUGCGAUUGAAGAAAUUGUGCGAUCAACAAGUGAUCAUGUGUUGGUAUGUGCAAAUUCGAAUGCCGCAUGCGACGAAAUCGCCGAACGUCUCAUCAAAGUCUUGCACACUGACGAAAUGUACCGAAUGUAUGCCAAAUCGUAUGACCACCGUAAAAUCAGCAAAACCAUGAAGCCGAUUUGCAAUUGGGCUAAAAGCGAAUUCCAUUUCCCUUCGUUAAAGUAUUUGUAUCACUUUCGAGUUUUGAUUUGUACUCUGACUACAGCCGGAUGCUUAGCUAGAGCUCGCGAAGCACACUACUACAGCUCCAGUCACUUCUCUCACAUUUUUAUUGACGAAGGUGCAAGCACACACGAGACUGUUUCCAUGAUUCCAAUUGCAGGUCUUUGUACAUCGCGCAAUCAAGUACACAGCAGUGUCGUGCUGGCCGGUGAUCCUAAGCAGUUGGACGCGGUUACAAAAUCGGAGAAUGCUGUAAAGCUCGGUUUUAAAACUUCGUUUCUGGAACAGCUGUUCAAUCGGAAACUUUACGAACGAAAUCCUUUGACGGGACAAUAUAAUCGACGGUAUAUCACGCAACUGGUGAAAAACUAUCGUUCGCAUCCAGCCAUCCUGGCUAUUCCAAAUGCGUUAUUCUAUGAAAAUAAAUUGGAGGCCAAAGCAUCGCUAGAUACCACCAAUUGGUUUAUUGGUUCGAAACUUCUGCCCUGCAAGUCGUUUCCAAUCAUAUUCAAGUCGGUUCAAGGACUCUGCUGAAAAUCAACAGAAGAUUUUAGCAUGUUCAACUUGAAGGAAGUGAAUGUUGUCAUCGACUAUGUCAAAGCACUCUUGAUGGUGGAUGUCAACAAGAAGCCGGUUUCUCAAGCUGAUAUUGGGAUUGUGACCCCAUACAAACUCCAAACAAAAGUCAUCUCACGAGCUUGUCACAAAAAUGGCUUCAAAGACAUUACCAUUGGCACGGCAGAAGUGUUUCAAGGUCAAGAAAGACCUGUAAUGAUUGUAUCAACUGUACGCACCGGUGGAAUUCUUGGAUUCGUCAAAGAUCCACGCAGACCAAAUGUCGUGAUCACUCGUGCAAAAUGUUUACUGAUCAUUGUUGGCGACCCUCAUACUCUCACUUUGGAUGAAAAUUGGAGAACGUUGCUCAAU